Phascolarctos cinereus (koala) is the source of this 10107-nucleotide messenger RNA. Lineage: Eukaryota; Metazoa; Chordata; Mammalia; Diprotodontia; Phascolarctidae. The record is from RefSeq and is a predicted model, not a curated record.
AGCCGCUGCCGCCGCCGCCGUCCCUAUACCCUCCUCGGGAGCUGAAGCGUCCGACCCCGCUACCGUCGCGGGCCCUGUUCGACGUCUUAGUUGCCUUUUGCCUAGGCUCCUUCAUCAGAGGAUGGACCAAUGAAAAGAAACUUAAAAGACAAUUUUGAAAAUUUUCAUCAAGUUUGAAUAUCUAAGUGCAGCGAUGAGCAGCAACGAGUGUUUCAAAUGUGGACGCUCUGGCCAUUGGGCCCGAGAAUGCCCUACUGGAGGAGGCCGUGGCCGAGGCAUGCGGAGCCGUGGAAGAGGUGGUUUUACCUCAGCGAGAGGUUUCCAGUUUGUUUCUUCAUCUCUUCCAGACAUCUGUUACCGUUGUGGUGAGUCUGGUCAUCUUGCCAAGGAUUGUGAUCUUCAGGAGGAUGAAGCCUGCUAUAACUGCGGUAGAGGUGGCCACAUUGCCAAGGACUGCAAGGAACCGAAGCGGGAGAGAGAGCAGUGCUGCUACAACUGUGGCAAACCCGGCCACUUGGCUCGCGACUGUGACCACGCAGAUGAGCAGAAGUGCUAUUCGUGUGGAGAGUUUGGGCACAUUCAGAAAGAUUGCACCAAAGUGAAAUGCUAUAGGUGUGGUGAAACUGGUCAUGUAGCCAUCAACUGCAGCAAGACAAGUGAAGUCAACUGUUAUCGCUGUGGCGAGUCAGGGCAUCUUGCACGGGAAUGCACAAUUGAGGCUACAGCUUAAUUAUUUUCCUUUGUCGCCCCUCCUUUUUCUGAUUGAUGGUUGUAUUAUUUUCUCUGAAUCCUCUUCACUGGCCAAAGGUUGGCAGAUAGAGGCUACUCCCAGGCCAGUGAGCUUUACUUGCCGUGUAAAAGGAGGAAAGGGGUGGAAAAAUCGACUUUCUGCAUUUAACUACAAAAAAAUGUUUAUGUUUAGUUUGGUAGAGGUGUUAUGUAUAAUGCUUUGUUAAAGAACCCCCUUUCCGCGCCACUGGUGAAUAGGGAUUAACGAAUGGGAAGAGUUGAGUCAGACUAGGAAACCCUUUCUGGGUUUCUUGAUUGCGAUCCCAUGCAGGAGGUAAAACAGAUUGUGGAAGUGUCUUUGAACUUCCAUAAGUAACUUUAAUUGUAGUAUAAUGAUGGCCUUGGAUUGUCUGACCUCAGUAGCUGUUAAAUAACAUCGAGUAACAUCUGUAUCAGGCCCUACAUAGAGCAUCUAGUCGAGUGGGAGUAAAAAGAUGUAUAUGCCUGUUAAUGGCCAUGAGAGAGAGAGAAAUCAGGAUAAAAACCUAAACAGUAACAACUCCGUCGCAAUGUGAAUGCUGGAGAUACAGAUGGUGAAGGCAAGGUUUGGAAUAAAUUUUUCAAAAACUAAAUCUAAAACCCAGAGUAAACAUCAAUGCUCAGAGCAAGCAUAAUUUGGAGCUAUUCAGGAGUUGCAGAGAAAUGCAUUUUCACAGAAAUCAAGAUGUUAUUUUUGUAUACUAUAUCACUUAGACAACUGUUGAGUUUCAUUUGCUGUAAUCAGUUUUUAAAAGUCAGAUGGUAAAAGCAACUGAAGUCCUAGAACAUAGAAAUGUAAUUUUAAACUAUCAAUAAAGCUGGAGGAGGAAGGGGAGUUUGACUAAAGUUCCUUUUGUUUAUUUCAAAUUUUCAUUAAUGUACAUAGUGCAAAAUGCCAUAUUAAAGAGGGGACUGUGGAGGAUUGAAAAGCUGACAGUUUGGACUUUUCUUUUUGUACUAACUCAAUCAUGUCUUCAGUGGUUAAAGUUAGCAAUUAAAACAUGGAAAGGCAUGGGGUUAAGAUUUGUCAGAUUAUUUUGCAAAAGAAUAGAGAAUGUUUAAAGCUUUGGUUUUUAUCAUCCAUUUACAUAUUCAUAAUAGCAGUUUCUUAGGUUUUACAAAUAUUUCUUAGUGAUCUCAACACAGUUGCUUCUAUUUAGCCAUAUACAUUCAUUGGUCUUUAUGUAGAUCUGAAAUACUGUACCUCCACAAUAUAAGAGCUGGAAAGAACCUUUAAAAAGUUUCCCUCAGUGAUUUUCCCCAAGGUCAGCCCAGUGAGGGUAGGGGCAGAGCUGCAGUCAAGUCCAGGUCUCCUGGUACUGCCAUGAACUCAACUAUCAUACUGCAGCUCCACUAUGGAUAUAGUUAGAGGUUCAUGCAAAUGUUUAAAUAAGUGCCUAUUAUAAACAAGGCACUGGGCUUAGCCUCUUGGAUACAAAAAUAAAAGGGAAAGCAUUCCCUACCCCCAAGAAAGUUAAUCUGCUUUUGCCUUCUGAUUGGGGGUUUAAAUAUGCUCCCCCUAUCAGUUAUUCACUUCACGCAAAUUUUGAAGGGUUGAGGUCUUGGUGCCUGCUUCAUCUUAGGGGAGGGGGUCCAUAGUAGUGUGGAUAUUCCAACUUUGUGUUGAGUUGAGAGUUUCAGAGACUAUUAGGCCACCAUGACUUGGCCAAAAGGAAAGGAAAACAUGGUUAUAAAUACUACAUUUCCCAGGGUGUUGAAUGGAUGCUAAAGUAAUAUUUAAAUGAAAAGCAGUAAUUAUUUUAGUAAGAACUACUGCAGGUUAGUCAACUUAGGGGUAUUAACACUAAUGAAAAACAACAAUGACAAAUCUUUUACACUUGUAGGAAGCAAUGUGAAAGUUUAGUGGACACCUCAAGACAGUUCUGCUAUUUAGUAAAUCAAAAAAAGAUUAUUUUUCCAAUCUUAUAGAAUCACUGGAUACUGCUUGCCAACAAAACACAAACACUAUGUAAAAUGCAAGGUGACAAAAUUGUGGCCUACUUGGGCCAAUGUUAACUUUUACUCUCGAAAUAUAUUAGCCUAAGCCUUUUUCAGGAUAAGCCUUAGUUGUUUUUUCAGUGUAAAACAGCUUGAUGAAUCAACUUUAGCCCAGCUUUGUGGCCGGUGAAGAGUCUUGAGGCUAUGUUGCUUACAUAUAGGAUAGAAAGGCAUAUAUGCCAAGAUUGGGAGCAGGAGGCUUUGUGAGCUGGACGUUGGGAAGGCAAAAGGGAAUUUUGGUCUUAGAGCUGUUGCAUUCACUCAUCCAUCUUUACAUUGGUGGUGCCUGGGAACUUUGUGUAUGGAGAACUUCACAAGAACCUGUUCUUACCAGAACACAAAGUGUUCCCUUCUAUUCUACAUUCCAUUUUUGCUUUAAGUUUACCUUGCUUUCAUGUAGCCUGAACACAUUAAACAUGGAAAUGUUCCUUUUGGAAAGAAUCUAAUUGAGGGUGCUGAUGCACUAUUUGUGUACGGAUUGGUGUGUGUGUGUAAACGCUUUCCUGUGAAACAGUAUUAAUAUACUAUGCCUGAGUAAUUGGGUGUGUGAACAUCAGUGUGGAAUGAUGCCAUGGAACGGAUGAAGGCACUGUCCAGCCUGUAUAGGAACUACUGUUAGAUCUAAAAUUUUUGUUGAUGUAUGUAUGAAUGGUGUUUUAUAAAUGUGUGGUCUGUGUUGGGGAGAGUGACUUUUCCCUUUGGAUCAGCAGGGUUAUCUAACUGGAAAUUGAUUCCUCCCGCCAGAGGAGAGACAUAAACACAAGAAAGCCAAUACUUUACGUUUAACCUUUAAGACGUGUUCUAAGGAGUUUUCAGAAGCACUUUAGUGUACCUUUUUUGUCCUUCCUUAGCUUAAUACAGUUAUUAGGGGAACUAUUAAAUGCUGUUUUCUCUUCCCUCCUCUCUUCAUGCCAUUUAUCUUUUCUUCUCUUUGUGGAUUAUUAAAAAUAAAGUCAGACCUGAGUCAAUGGGUUGUUUAGGGAACCAGAGCCAGGAGUAUAAAAUCCCAAAUAACCAGUGUUUUCUAUUACACUAUUUUCUUCCUUGGCCUUUUUGAUUGAAUAAUGUUUCUCUUCAUAUUAAUGAUUUUUAGUCAUUCUUACUCUUAACACUACACUGUCAUGUCAUGGUAACGUUUAUUUACUUGUUUAAUUGGAGAGAAGUGAUUACUCAUUGUAGUGCCUGAAGAGAAACUUUGGAUGACAGAUAUUCACAGCUAAGUCAAACUUCAUUGAAGUGUAAUCUUGUCACAUCAAUGCCUUAAUGCAAGUGACCCACGUGUUCCUAGAUGUCACUUUGCAUGGGCUUGCUAGAAGUGUGGAGCACUGUUCUUCCACUAACUUAGCAAGUUUGUAUUCUAUUUUGAGGAAAGAUUAAACCUUAAGUUGUACUUAUUAAAUAGUACUAUUGAAUAAAAUUGUUGCUGAACAUUACUGAAGAAUUUGAGGGGAAAAGAGUUUAAUAGAAACAUUCGAUGUAGUAAGUCAUUUCCCUCGUUUGUAUGCAGUUCUUGGGGGGAAAGCCAGUCUACUCUUGCCCAAUAUCAUCAAGGAGGUGGAAGGAAGAAGUAGUUAGUAGUGUCUGUUAGUGGUUAGGGUAAUUAGCUGACAUCAUGAUGCAAUUCUGUGUUUUCUGGCACUUAGGAAUUAUUUUCCUGGUAGUAGUAACUUGGCUUGUGUUGGGCCACCUAUUGAAGUGGAGGCAUGCACACAAGAGAAGUGCCUGGGGGUUAAAGAUGCUGAUUAUCAAACAGUUGCUCUUUGAAGUUAAGGGGAUCUGGAAAGGUCAACCUCUGACCAUACUCUUUACCAAUUGAGUAUUACUUUCAACCCAGGUAUGCCCAGCAAGGAAACUACCUUAUGUUAACAUUUUGCUAUGAAGUGCCAUUCAUCUUCCAUGAUGCCAGCAUUUUUUUCUUAAAUAAAAUUUUAAUAAUAAAAUGACCUGUUAAUUUAAUCAGUCUGUGUAUUCUUGUUUUGAGUUUUUUUUUUUAAUUGAAAAGAUUCCCCCUUUCUCUUCCUCUGUAUUAGGUGGUAGGUCAAGAACUUCACUCCUGCCCCAAAGAAUUAAUGUGACCUUCAGCAACGAAAGGCUUCGGUGAUGGAAUUAACUUACUGACUGACGAAUUGGUUACAUCUAAGGCAAAUAAUGCACCAAGGACUCAUGAUAGGUUUGUGCUUUCAGGAAUCCAACUCAGCAUUAGAAAAUGACCUGUUCUCUGGAUCAGCAGAGUACUUCAAUUUGACACCUUUCAAAGCAUAUCCACUUAAAGUUUUAAAAAUAUAGGGGUUUGGAUCAGAUAAUUUUUUGGAAAUGAUACUUGGCUUGGGGGAUCUCUGAUUACAGGUGUGCUGGCAAUUUUAAUUAAAAUACAAAUAUGUCAUGAAAGGCAUUAACGUUUUGAAACUUAAUGGAGUGCCAGAAUAGUUCAUAUUUAUAUCUCCCUCUUCUCCCUGUUUUGGGGAGAGGUAUAGAAUAUAUCUUCUUCUCUGGCUGCCUUUUCCUUUUGACUCCCCAGUUGCUUUGUAACUAUUCCUUAAGCCAUCUAUUCCUACUCUUUACUGGCCUGGUUCUGUCUGGUAGAGUUCUCUGCUUAGCUGAGUAUUUUGCAAAUUUUUGCCCAUCCCUGGCAUUGCCUAGCCUACCCUAAGCAGUUUUUCACAUUACUUGCAGAAUGUGGCUACUCUGAACAUUGUCAUUCCACGAUGAGACAAAAAAACUGAUACACUUUGUUUUGAGAAAAUUAAGUUAUCCAAAGACUCUGAGAAGUCCCAAGACAUGGUUAAUGAGUUUUAAAGAUGUGAUGGUAAAUAUAAGGCAAAUGUUAGCUUUCUAAUUAUAAAAUGCUCCUGUGCUACGGAUAGAAAUAAAAUUUAAACUUAGCAUUGAGAAUUUUUUCUUAACUCAGAAUGCCCUGUGCGUAUUAGGAGUAUUCUGAGUUGCCCUUAAAAAUAGACCAGAGCUGAAAGAAGUCAGUUAAGUUUCAUAUGAACAUUUCCUAUCCCAAGAAGAUGUUUUAAAAUGGGUGUUUUUGUUUUUUGGAUCCAUGUACAUAGACAUGAUGAAAAAUCCUGUUUAUCUCAGGCUUGUGCUAUAUCCAAAGAAAUGGCCCCUUAAUAACUUUAUUUAAAAAUGUAACUGAAAAAUGCAACACCCCUGUGACUAUUUAGAAAAUUACUUUAAUUUUAAAAUUAUUCAAAUGCUAUAAUGAGACUCAUGUAAAAGCUUUGUGGUAACCGGGAUUGAAUAGGAACUUAAUGGCACGUUAACGGUUGUAUUUCUUUAAUUGAAAUUUGGCUACAGGGAAGAUAAGAGUAAAAGGUUAUGUCCACUUCUUAGUCUGGGUGGAUUAGGCCAUUCCUAUUUUGUUGCUACAGGACGUUUCUUGGAAAGUUUUGUUGUAAGAUCGUGGAACCAGUUCUAUUGGCAGCAAAUAGACAUAACAGUAUAUCCUCAAAAUAAAGCUAAAGUCAUGGUCAUCUGCUCUAGAGAUGUAACUUCUAGGCCCUGAAAAAGAUUUAGAAAACAAUUUAAGAUUUUGUAACAACAUAAAGAUACUAAUAUGCUCCAGUGCCUAAAGAGUGUAAACAAGCACGGACUACAUUGAUUAUCCAGAGGACCUAAAUAGAGAUUCAGUGUGCAUCAGUGCUUCGUUUGCUGUUGCCAACGUAAGAUUAACAUUUAGUUUUCCUUGCUAUGGAAAUUGGAAGAUCCUUUUGAAAGGUACUUGCAUGGCCCUGGAAGUUUUAGCUGAUGCAUUUCACUAAGUGGAUGGCCUUUUUAUGGAAACAGUGAAAAUCACUCCAUUGACUAAAUAGUUUACUUCAAAUUGCUUAUUAAAUAUUUUUGAUAGUAUUUCUUCCACGAAUUUUCAGAAUUAAGGGCUGAUUCAGUAUUUCUUUGGUUCUGUUAGCCAAAACCAAAGUCAGUACCAGUGAAUGCUCUUACAUGUUCUUGUGCUAUUCUGCUACACCUAACUCUGUAACAGCUUUCUGGGGAAGUCUGCAGAAAAGAGUUUUGGUGUAGACAGUUUUGUAUUCUAUACAGAUAAUGUGCUUUGUCCUGUUAAUUCUCUCGAAUAGAAACCAAAAGUUCUGUCCCUUCCUGCCCCAAAUUAAUCCAUCCUAAAACUACUCCAAUCCUAUUAUUUCUCUGAUAGGGAAAUAGUCCCAGAAUGGUUAAUUGAUCUGUUUGUUUUAGGUCUUUGGGGUGUUAGAGCCCUGUGGACUAGAAAAGAUUGGCAUUCUGUCAGUUUUUUGCAUUCUGUUCUUAUAUGGUAUUUACAAAUGAGAAGACUAGGUAAUUAAGCCUGAAAUUUGUUAAAACCUAGUAGGAAAGUUAAUAGAUUUUGAGAAAAUUACUUUUACUUCAGUUCUAUAAACAACAGGUGAUAACCAAACAUUUCCUUCAGUUGUGACCUGUUCGUUACAAAGGAAUUUUAAAAAGAAUUGUUACACAUCUUGGACCAUGGACUGUCUGGGACAAAGAGCUAACAUUUAUCUCAUAUAAGAACUUCACUCUUUAUAGUCCAUGUGUUGUGACUUUCGACCUGAAGGAGAUAGUGCUGUAGAAAUGAAGGUUUAUGUGUUUGCAGGGCCCUAUUUUCUUAAGUAUGCCAAAAGUGUCAGUCAGUGUAUGUUUUUGCUUUUUUUCCCCCCCAAACACAUAUAAAUAACAACUAGGUAUUAAUUAUUGGACAUGGGUCCCCAAGGGAGACAAUACUGGUAUAUUACAUUAGAUGGGAGUGAGUUAGCCUCAAUAUUUAGCAACUUAACUGACAUACAUUACAAAUAAAUUUUUUGGUUAGAAAAGUUUCCCAAUCAAAAGGACUCUUCCCCCCUCCAAAAAAAAAAAAAGUGAACCUCCAUGAUGAUACUUUUAGUAGUAUCCAUUGGUUGAGAAAAUACUUCUGACACUACAGUGCCUCAGUGGAACUAUAAUAUCUUUGAUUGGGGUGUGCAAUCUAUUGAUGCUUUCUCAUCCUGUGCACCAUUAGUCCAUGCCUUCCUUUCAGUCCUCCGCAGGAGGUCCACCAUGUUCUGGAGACUAAAUUUAGACAGAUGGGUCUCAUUGCUACAUGGCUGUUGAUUGCUGUUAUGACUGACUCGUCCCUUUUCUGGUCAUACAUCUCUUGAUGCUUGGUUUGUGUGUAUGGUGUGUCCUUGGUCACAUUACGCAGCCUGUUCAGGAAAGGCCACCAAGCGUUUCUCUAGUGCCCUUUGGGUGACCAGUAAUUGAUUCCUCAGGGAUUGUGGUAUUCCAUUAUUUACAUGCAAUAGCAUCACCAGAAGAAAGAACAUUCGUGUUUGUUUGUUUUGCUUUUUAAGGGAGAUUUUGUAUAAAGGAGAUAAGGUUGUGAAAGUACUGUCCAUUUUCCAAAAGGCAAACAAGUGCCUUCUUUGUUCUUUUCAGUUCUGAGCCCAGCUCAUUGUCCAUCUGUAGUUCUAUCAAUGGAGCAGCUGUGUGGGUUAUCCAUCUGACUGCAUGUCAUAGAUGGAAUAUGUCAUCUACGUGGUUUGUCCUGUAUGGAUAGUUAGGCCAAAUGUGAGGGUGAUUCUACAUCUCAUUUAACAAAGUGCAAAUGUUAUCUCUCUGCAGAUAGGAUGCAUCCUUGGUGAGGGAUUGGCAGGCUUGGUGAAUAUACAUUUUUCGGUUUUAUGCCUGACUUGUUGAUAAGUUACUUCUGGCAAGGAAUCUUGUAUGGUCUUACCACAUACACGCAGGGCACGUAGGUAGAGGUUAUAAGAUGGCUGUUCUACCAAAUAAAAUGCCACCUCAGUGAAUUGUAUGACUGAAGAUGUUGUCUCUGCUAGAGCAUGACUUAAUGAAAGCCUGCCUGUUGUGAUGGUCUCAUCAAGAGUGAUGUGUGCAUGUAUUAUCUCAAAAGAUUUGGAGAGACAAGAAAGACCUACAGAUUGGUUAUUGACAUUUUCACAAUCUCUUUUUAGUCGUCAUCCAUGUUUGUUGUUUAUUUUUUUGAUUAAUCAUUCAGUGUUUUUCCCUCCUUGAGUUGUCUUGAAUGUCAGUAUCCUUGUACCCUGAUCAUUGUACAAGUUGCCUUUAGCACAGAUGUCGUCUGUGUAUAUUGGCUUUUGUUAGGUUAUUUUUAUAUCUAUCAACCUUCCAAAUGUCAUUCCUUAACUGUUGAUGGAACUGUCUGGCUUAAGUGGUUCUCACCAGACUUUCUUUAAACCAGUUUUUCACUAUUGCCUCUCAUUGGUGUCUGUGGUGAUACUCUUCAUCAUCCUCCAGCACAAGAUUUUAUGGAUGGGUUUGUACUUAUAAACUGGCUUGGCCCUUGGCUGCCAUAUUUCAUUUGGCAAAGAGGGUCAAGUAUUUGCUGGCUGAGGCAGUUUUAAGCUCAGCAACUUUUUAAGUUGCUUAUUCCACUUCUAUAGAAGAUGGUGCUGGUCUGUGUUGACAUAUAUUCCCUUAUUUACCCCUUUUCCAGCAUCAAUAGAUUAUUUAAGUAGAUUGGAUUAGAGUUUUUUUAUUUGUAUAAGUAUUUUCUCAUUUUUUUUAUUUGCUGCCUUUUGAUAAUUUUUGACAGUCUUUCCUAUGCUCACUUUUGCAUUGAAAUCAAAUAGCUAUACAUUUGUUUAAUUUGGAGUGUCUUAAAUUCAUAUAAUUUCCUACCAUAUCCUUUUAAACUAAUGUUGUAUAAGUUGCUUUUUCCUUGUUCAUCAUGAGCUUUAUACAGUGAGAUGACCAAGUAAUCCCAGUAAACUGUUUCUUGUUUUCAGAUGAAUUAUGAAACUAUCUCUGCAAGUUUUUUUUUAAUCUUAUAGUUUUAGUUCCUAGUUUUAUUUAUAGCAAGACUUGCAAUAUUGAUGUGAUUUUUUUCAUUUUUUCCACAUGACAUGCUGAUUAGGUAAUUGGACCAGUGUACUAUUUUUACGAAUAUCAGCAGUUAAAUUGAUGUCUGUAGAUGGUCUUUGUGAUUCCUAACACUCUUUGUUCCUUUUCCCACCACUCUGUUAAUGCCACUGAAGGAGCAAAGAAGGGCUGAAGCAUUGAGGGUCUCUUUGUAUUUUUACAUGGUGGAACCUACUAGAGCUCACUUGCCACUGCCUUUGAGAACUGUGUUUGCCUUAGGCUGUUGUGAAGCAUCAUAGUAGGACAUUAGUGGGAAAAUACAUGAUCGUUAAAGGUUUCUAUGAAUCCAAUAACACUUUCAGAAUUAAUUUGCAUUUUAUUAAUCGACAAUAACAUCUGUAAGUUUGAUAAAUAAUUAGUAACUGAUUGUAAAAGAUCCGUAUGUUCAUUAUACAGAAGAUGUGUUUGCUGCUUAUACUGGUCACCCACAUAUUUUAUUGGAAAUAAAGAUGAAAGUGACAAUGA